AUGUUCGCGCAGCUCGCCGAGACGGAGAAGGCGACGGAGACCGACGGCGAGCGCAAGUCCCGGGAGGCCCUGGCCCUCGCGGACCAGCUCGAGCAGGUGCUGGGCGACGACGAGCCGCCCGUCGCCGCGGCGCCGCCCGCGGCGCCCGCGCCGCCGCCGCCGCCGCCGCCGCUCGCGCCGGAGAUCCUCAUGCCCGACGUCUUCCAGCGCCAGCCGACGGCCGACGACAGGAACCUCGUCGUCACCGUGUCGCUGCCCGGCGUCGCCAAGGGCGCGACGAAGCUCGACAUCUCCGAGUCGGACAUCCGCCUCUACGCGCCCGCGCCGCCGCGCGGCGGCCGCGACCGCGAGUACCGCCUCAACGCCAAGCUCGCCCGCCGGGUCCUCUCGGACCAGGCCAAGGCCAAGUGGAAGUCCAAGGCCGAGCAGCUCGUCGUGACCAUCCCGACGCUCGCCGGGCAUUAA
This is a messenger RNA of Aureococcus anophagefferens, 465 nucleotides long. RefSeq lists its product as hypothetical. The record is from RefSeq and is a predicted model, not a curated record. Bases 1 to 465 code for a protein of 154 amino acids. The transcript has a single exon. Lineage: Eukaryota; Pelagophyceae; Pelagomonadales; Pelagomonadaceae.